AUGUCAGACUCGCCAAAAACUCCAGAUGCACUCAAAAAAGCACUCCCCAGUAAUCCUCGGUUAGAGAUCCCUCGCCCCUUGUUUCAACGCGAGACUACCGCCGUUGACCCCUCGGAAUGGCAAGCUUACACACCGAAGACUUCGCAUGGGUUCAUAGCCAUGCAUACCUCCACACCCGAGGACAUGCAUGAGAACAGGGGUAAUGGAACGCCUACAGCAGUCAAGGAUUACUUCUCAGUGCCAAAAAAGAAGCAUAAUCCUAUUCUUUCUCCUAACCCUGCGCCGUACGAACCGCAUGGUUUCUUGCCACUUUGUUCUGUUGCGGCCGUUGAAGUGGAUACGACCGAUUACUUCGGGCCCUCAGACAUGACUGGUAAAAGUGAUAUUGGAAGUGCAAGCUGCGCUGCUCCGGGUAUGGCCAAGGAUGUCGAGUGUAACGAUGCUCGUCUACUAGAAAGUCAUUAUAGCGAGCGCGAUGUCGCGCCUAAGCCAGAAGAAGAACAAGGUGCUGCAAAGGAACCUGAGGUCGGAUUGCGCGGUGGCAGUGGCGAAGAACUUUGCGACGGAGACAAAGAGACGGUCGAUCAUCCACCUGCAGGCGACGUGCCCGACCCGAGACACCAUCAACGCACAGUCGAAGCUAAUUCCGCGAUCGCUUUAUCGCCCACCGAAAUAGCCCAGAAAGAUUAUACCGAAGAAUGGAAUCCUGUUCCGGCGCUCAAUAGAGCGCUCGAACAGAUGUUACAAGAGGUCGCAACCGUUUGUAAUCUGGCAUUAGAGAUGAACGUGGCCGCCAACGUUCCUCCCAGCACAGAAGACGCGGUCGACAACACUUCGGAAUGUGACGACGCUGAAACGCCAUCACAGCUGCCAACAGAUCGAUCUGAUGAUUCUGACAGCGCUCAUGUGGCAUGA
Messenger RNA from Alternaria conjuncta, 915 nucleotides. RefSeq lists its product as uncharacterized. The record is from RefSeq and is a predicted model, not a curated record. NCBI's taxonomy places the organism in Eukaryota, Fungi, Ascomycota, Dothideomycetes, Pleosporales, Pleosporaceae. The transcript has a single exon. The coding region runs from base 1 to 915 and encodes 304 amino acids.